Messenger RNA from Coffea arabica (coffee), 2323 nucleotides. RefSeq names its product probable L-cysteine desulfhydrase, chloroplastic. The record is from RefSeq and is a predicted model, not a curated record. Lineage: Eukaryota; Viridiplantae; Streptophyta; Magnoliopsida; Gentianales; Rubiaceae.
CUUGAUUUCUUCCUUCCUUAGUGGAUGACUCAUCACUAAUCAUCAAAACAAAUUUUCUGAUAAGCAACAUCAUCAUCUGUCAUGAAGCAAUAUUUAAUUAACACCUUGAGUGAACAUUUUCACAAACAGACUCCCUCUCUCUCUCUCUCUCUCUCUCACACACACACACACAGAGGCUUGCUCUGACCUGAUGGGCAGCUCCACCCUCUCUGAGCACUAAAACCUCUCCAAGAAUAUGACACCUCGCCCAUUCCAUCUUCCUCCAUCUUAACUCUCCUCCUGCCAUGGCCUCCGACGACCACCACAUUCCCAACGGCUCCACCACCACCCCACCUGACAUUCAAUUCGAAUUCGCCCACCACGACCCCGCAAUAGCCCGCAUCAACAACGGCAGCUUCGGUUCCUGCCCAUCCUCCGUAAUCUCCGCCCAGCAAGAUUGGCAGCUCAAAUGGCUUCAACAACCCGAUGAUUUCUACUUCAACACCCUCAAGCCCUCCAUCUUAAAAGCCCGUUUAAUCAUCCGGGACCUCAUCAACGCCGACCACGUGGAGGAAAUCUCCAUCGUCGAUAACGCCACCACGGCCGCAGCCAUUGUCCUGCAGCAUGUUACCUGGUCCUUUUUGUCCUCCCAGUUUCAGCCCGGCGACGCGGCAAUCAUUCUCCACUAUGCUUAUGGGGCCGUCAAGAAAUCCCUCCAGGCCUAUGUUGCCCGCGCCGGCGGCCAAAUUAUUGAGGUGAAGCUUCCGUUCCCCGUGAAUUCGGAUGAAGAAAUUAUUCAAGAAUUCAGAAAGGCCCUUGAAUUGGGGAGGAUGAAUGGUAGGAAAAUCAGGCUAGCUUUGAUUGAUCAUAUUACUUCAAUGCCUAGCGUUGUUAUUCCUGUCAAAGAAUUGGUUAAGAUGUGUAGAGAGGAAGAUGUGGAUCAGAUAUUUGUUGAUGGGGCACACUCCAUUGGGUGUGUGGAUAUUGAUGUGAAAGAUAUUGGGGCUGAUUACUACACUAGUAAUCUGCAUAAGUGGUUUUUUUGCCCGCCAGCUGUGGCGUUUUUGUACUGUAAAAAAUCGGAUAUUUUGAAUCAAUUGCAUCAUCCUGUUGUUUCACAUGAAUACGGGAAUGGAUUGGCGAUCGAGAGUUCUUGGAUCGGUACCAGGGACUAUAGUGCUCAGUUGGUAGUUCCAGAGGUGAUGGACUUUGUGAAUAGGUUUGAUGGUGGGAUUGAUGGAAUUAAGAAGAGGAAUCACGAGAAGGUUGUGGAAAUGGCAAUUAUGUUGGCUAAGGCGUGGGGGACGCAUCUAGGUGUGCCUCCACAUAUGUGUUCCAGCAUGGCUAUGGUGGGAUUGCCUGCUUGUUUGGGGAUUUUUAGUCACUCUGAUGGCUUGAAGUUGAGGGCUUAUUUAAGGGAUUGUUUUAAAGUUGAAGUGCCAAUAUACCAUAGAGAACCAGAAAAAGGGGAGGAUAGUCCUAUAACAGGGUAUGCAAGGAUUUCCCAUCAAGUGUAUAACACAGUUGAGGAUUAUUAUAAGUUCAGGGAUGCUGUUAACAAGCUCGUUAACGAUGGUGUUACUUGUGCUUUUCUCUCAGAUUGAGAAGAUCACUGGCUGAUGAAUGAUUGUUUUUCAAAUAAGAAAUACUUCUUGGUUCCUCUUCAUCAGUUUAAUUUGGUGCUGACCACCAUAGCUUCAAGAGGUUGAAGACAAAGACCUGUAAAUUGAAGUGCUUACCUGCACUCAAAAGCUUGCCUUCAUGGCCGUUGAUGCUUCAGCUACUAAAAUACCUCUGAUACUUGCCAUUCAUGCUGUUGGAGCUAUUGGCUAAUAAAGUGCCUCAACAAGAAUUAUGUGACUUAAUUGAUUUCACUUGAUGGACUUGACACCUUCAAAUGCAAAUGGAAGUUUGCUGUGAAGUGUUAAGCCAGAAACUCAUCCACUAAAAGCUCUGUUGUACUAUCCUGGAUGAUAUAGCUAUGUCCAUUUAACUUGUAAAGGGGACAUAUUAACGGGGAUCGUUUGAAGAGCUGGCACAUUGUCCUACUCGAAUUCCUUGGACACUGGAGUUGUUAGGUCAUUGUCUAGAUGUCUUUCCUAACAUCAGUUUCAGUAUUUUAUUUGAAUGGGCUGCAUCAGCAUUCUAGCUCGUUGGGUGGAAGGACUGCUGCUUCUUUUAAGCUGAAGUUAUACAUACAUUUUUAUUUUUUUUUUCAGGUGUAGAUUUCAGUUACAAUGUAGUCACUGUUGCAUUGGCAAUGGUCAUGGUUUGAGGAAACAUGUACCUUUUUUAUUGAUUUUGUUUCCAAAAAUCUACUUAAUGUUCAGGUUGAUCAGAAUAA